This is a messenger RNA of Pseudophryne corroboree (corroboree frog), 4845 nucleotides long. RefSeq names its product component of oligomeric golgi complex 3 (gene COG3). The transcript has 23 exons. The record is from RefSeq and is a predicted model, not a curated record. Gene Ontology annotation, biological process: intracellular protein transport; intra-Golgi vesicle-mediated transport; Golgi organization. Gene Ontology annotation, cellular component: membrane; cis-Golgi network; COG complex. Bases 121 to 2610 code for a protein of 829 amino acids. Lineage: Eukaryota; Metazoa; Chordata; Amphibia; Anura; Myobatrachidae.
UCAACAACACAGGCAGUUCCGGGUCAGGUGACUCCUCCCCAGUCAGCGUUGCCAGGUUUCGGGAUCCCGGAAGCGGAUCUCGCUGGAGCUGCUGCUGUGGCUGCUUCUGUACAGGUGUUAAUGAUGAUGAUGAUGAUGGCGGCGGCGGCGGCCGGGGCAGAGGAGCAAGAGGCCCGGGAGAAGCUGGUCCUGUGGGAUCGGAGGAGCGACCCCCUCGCCCCGCUGACUGACAGGCAGACAGACUCGGUGCUAGAGUUGAAAGCAGCCGCCGAGGAGCUUCCUAUUCCCGCAGAGCUUCCAAUUGAAGAUUUAUGCAGUCUGACGUCCACAUCAUUGACUGUGGGUUUGUCUGCAGCGGUUCCAGAGUCUACAGAGGGCAUCCUACAGCAUGGGUUCUCAGCGCUGGGAAUGGAGGAUGAUCGAAUUGAAACUGCACAACAAUUCUUCUCAUGGUUUGCCCAAUUACAGACGCACAUGGACCAGGAUGAAGGUGCAAAGUGCAGAGAGAUGAGAGAUUACUUGUCCGGGUUCCAGGACCAAUGUGAUUCCAUACUGAAUGACGUCAAUGUUGCACUGCAGCACUUGGAGUCAUUACAGAAACAGUACCUAUUUGUGUCUACAAAAACGGGAACGUUGCAUGAAGCCUGUGAGCAACUUCUUAAAGAACAGUCAGAACUGGUCAACUUCGCAGAGAGCAUACAACAGAAACUUUCAUACUUUAAUGAACUGGAGACCAUAUAUACAAAGUUGAAUUCUCCUACAUUAUCUGUGAACAGUGAAGGAUUCAUACCCAUGCUUGCAAAACUAGAUGACUGUAUAUCCUAUAUUUCAUCACAUCCAAAUUAUAAAGACCAUCCUGUUUACCUGGCAAAGUGUAAGCAAUGUCUUUCUAAAGCUAUGCAUCUUAUGAAGAUUUACACUGUGAAUAUACUACAGAACCUCACCAACCAACUCAUAAAACGGCAGGAUUCAACGAGCAAACAGUAUUCUGACAAUGCUUUCACACUAUUCUAUAUCAAAUUUAGAGCAGCAGCUCCAAAGGUCAGGACACUAAUAGAACAAAUGGAGCAGCGAUCUGAGAAGAUAGCAGAAUAUCAGCUGCUACUUGGUGAGAUACAUCACUGCUACCUAGAGCAGCGGGAGAAUUUGCUCAGCCCAAGUAUCACCAGCACAAUAACUGACCUAACCAACCAGAACAACAGGGAUCACUGUGCCUUGGUGCGGAGCGGCUGUGCAUUCAUGGUCCAUGUAUGUCAGGAUGAAUAUCAGCUUUAUAAUGAAUUUUUUUCCAAACCAACUGUUAAAUUAAAUGAACUUCUGGAGAAAUUGUGUCUCUCCCUAUAUGAUGUCUUGCGGCCGUUGAUCAUUCACGUUAUUCACUUAGAAACAUUGUCUGAACUUUGUGGUAUACUGAAAAUUGAGAUGCUUGAAGAUCAUGUGCAAAAUAAUGUUGAUCAUCUUGGUGCCUUUGCUGCUGUGGUGCAACAGAUGCUGGAAGAUGUACAAGAGAGACUUGUCUACCGAACGCACAUAUACAUCCAGACGGACAUACUGGGUUAUAAACCUGCCCCGGGAGAUCUGGCAUAUCCUGACAAGCUGGAGAUGAUGGAGGAAAUUGCACAGAGUCUGAAAGAGGAGCAGAAGAGGUUGCAGUCUUCAGAAGCUUCUUUUUCUGAUGUCCACCUAGAGGAUCCAGACUCCAAUAAUCUUAUUAAAAGUGGGUCAUCAGAAUCAUCCUUAAGGCCACAGAGUACAGUUUCCCCUGCUGAUCUGCACGGCAUGUGGUACCCUACUGUUAGGAGGACUCUGGUGUGUCUCUCUAAGCUGUACAGAUGUAUUGAUAGGGCAGUGUUCCAAGGUCUGUCUCAAGAAGCCCUGUCAGCAUGCAUCCAGUCCUUGCUGAGUGCUUCGGAUGCCAUUUCAAAAAACAAGACGCAAGUGGAUGGACAGCUCUUCCUGAUCAAACAUCUUCUAAUCCUGCGUGAGCAGAUUGCACCUUUUCAUACCGAAUUCACCAUAAAGGAAAUUUCCCUGGACCUCAAGAAAACCAGAGAUGCUGCAUUUAAAAUUCUCCAUCCAAAGACCGUUCCUCGAUUUUUCAGACUAAACAGCAACAAUGCCAUUCUGGAAUUCCUUCUUGAGGGAAGGCCUGAAAUAAAAGAACAUUAUCUUGACUCUAAAAAGGAUGUUGAUCGUCACCUCAAGACAUCUUGUGAGCAGUUCAUUCAGCAGCAGAGCAAGAUUUUUGUUGACCCAUUAGAGGAUUUCAUGGCAAAGGUGACUGCAUUGAAAACGAUGGCUAACCAGGGUGGCCCAAAGUACAGCUUAUCACAGCAGCCAUGGGCACAGCCAGUAAAGAUUAAUGAUCUGGUGUCUUCCACCUACAAGACCAUAAAAACAAAACUGCCAGUGACACUUAGGAGCAUGUCACUCUAUUUAGCUAACAAAGACACAGAAUUUAUUCUCUUCAAGCCAGUCCGGAAUAACAUUCAGCAAGUCUUCCAAAAGAUCCACAUGCUGCUGAAAGAAGAGUUCAGUAGUGAGGAUUUGCAGAUCAUUGCUUGUCCUUCAAUGGAGCAGGUGAAUCUGUUGUUGUCAAUGUCUAAAUAGCUGAAGAUUUCUAAACUUGUCCCUUUCGUUUGGGUGUUACUGGGGAAAAUGAAGCAGAAAUCCAGAACUGAUGAUCUGCAUCACACCGCAGGACAUUGCAGAAACACAUACAUGUGCAAAGAAAGGAAUGAGCCCACGUUAUACCAAAGCAAUUUACUCUCUCUGGAGACCUUUUGGAUAUUGUCACUGAAAUCGUGCACCUGAAAGUCAGUCUGAUGGAAUGGUAUAGCUGGCAUCACAGUGAAGAAUCUCAUGUGUAUUGCCCCCUACAGGAAGCCACACUUGAAUAUAAAUGUACAGUCAAACCCACUCAAAGUAACCCUACUGAUUUGCCAAGUCUACUGGACACCAUACGACUUGAUGGCCUCGUGCACCUUUCGAAAUUUAGCCAGAAUUAACUAAUAACCCCUAUAUUGACGCAAUUAUAUUAAAGAAGAUUUUUGCACAUUUUGUUUAAAAAUUGGAAUCCCUUUCUUCCCCUGGAUAGUAGGGGUUCCAGAAUUGGGUUCCUUGUAUUUACUGCAGGCAGUGAUUGGUGGGGUACUUUCACAUACAACAUGAUUCUAAGAAGACCUCUCCUUUAUAUUCAGCCAUGUGUCGAUAUGAAAAGCUACUGAAGCCUACAUUUCUACAUUGUUUUACUGUGUUUGUGUGCUACCCGCUGUGCAGUGUCCUCUGUCUCAGAGCUUGGACUUGCCAGAUAUCACUUUUGGAGCACAUCCAUGGUUCAUUUGAGUACUUACAAGUAGAUCUGACAUCUUCUGUACAAUGCUCACGAGAAAAUGCAACGAACCAUCUGAGCAUCUUGUAUGGAGUCAGUGACUUGUGGCUUUCUGGUGCUGCCAAAUUAGGAUUGUUCUCUAGUUCUGUUGAGGCUCAGAUCUGUUAUACAAGAGAUGAGUCUGGAGAUAGGGGAGCUGAGCAUAACACAUUUAUAGCGAGAGUAAAAUGCUAAUAUAUAACAUUUGAAAUCCCCAGGUAUCCCCUUCUCAGAUCAUUGAAGUACCUCCUAAUUAGUUUAUUGUUCUUCUUUAUACUUCCUUUUACCUAGAAAACAAAUAAUGUCAUGAGCAAAAUGACAUAUACAUUACCAUACAAAUUACAAUAUGGCUUAUGACCUUUCAUUUGAAUAUCUUGGCAGAUGAACAUAUUAAAUCAACUUAAAUUACGUUUUGCCUAAAUGUUAUCACUUAUACUGUAAGAUACUGUAAGAUUGCCGUAAUUGGAAAGUUACAUAUUAUGCAUUUAUUUUCUUCCCAUACACUUGUAAAACGCUGCAUAAAAUUAGCAUUUUAAUUGGAAGCCUCUAAUAGAAACACAAUUAGCGACUUAUUUAAAUUUGGGUUCAUCCUAUUAUUUGGUAAAAGUUUGGGCACUUUGGUAGAGAUACUAUAGUAACAGUCCUUCCCCACGGGUGAAUUGCACCACACAGGUGGUGACCUCUCGCGAUACCAUGCCCCUUAUUCCCAGAAGUCUGAUAACUGGGAGGUGCUCAUUAUUAGGGCUAGCUUCCUGGUCUGCAGCCCUUUCUCCAACUUGGUUCUAGCAUCUACCAUUAAUCAGCAGUUCUGUCAUCGUUGCCAUUACUCCUGCAGGUCUCCAGGAAAAGACACAAUACUGUGGGCACAGAUUGGAUGACUAUUUUACACAAAUAAUUUUUAACAAAUAUAUAUUAUUAUUUUUUUUCUAGAUAGGAACAGUAUCUGAAAAUUCAUGAAAUGUUUUGUUUCCUGUAGGAAGAUAUUCAUCAUUGCACGAACCCAGUAGAUAACUUAUUAUGAGUACAUUUGCUUCCUCAAUGUGAAAUUCCACAUGUAUACUUAUGAAUAUUACAGUGCUUAAUAUUAUUCAUACAAAAUCAACUUCUGUUGUAGCUCCUCGGUGACAAGGAAAUCACCCAGGGAAAUUUAAUCUAGGAAUCAAAUUCUGUACAGCUUUCUGAGGUCAUGGGUUUGGGGAAUUUAAUCAUUGAGAUUGUGUGUCAGAAACCAGUCCUUAUCUGGACCAUCAAUAGCAAAAUUGUACCCAGUGCCUUGUAAUAUAUGUAUAUUUACCUCCUUUUUAUAAUGUGUUUUUGUUUCAUAACUUAAACUAAUUAAUGUGUAUAUAAAAUGUUUUAAUGCCAUGUACAGAGAUUGUAGUUAUAAUGGGAUAUAUUUAAAAUUGGGGAACACUAUUUCAUUUUUUUUUUCAUUUAUAAAGAACAUAAAAAUAAACAAUAACAUGAUUUAAAAA